Molecule: messenger RNA, 789 nt
Organism: Lepisosteus oculatus (spotted gar)
Lineage: Eukaryota; Metazoa; Chordata; Actinopteri; Semionotiformes; Lepisosteidae
Source: RefSeq, a predicted model, not a curated record
UGGUAUGCUCUGUGAGGGAUACUGGGACGCCCAGGGCCUUCAUCACUCAGGGUUCUACUGCCCACGACUUUCUGACCCGCCAGAGCAAUCUUACUGCUGUCAGUGGGGAGAACACUCCCUCAAGGACUGCUGCAACCAAUCACAAUUCCAGAGAACCAUGAACGUCAGCCAAUCAGGGCGCAGCACCUCAAAGAUGGUUCACAGCCGCCCGCUCUCUCUUGUAGCUGUUCUGCUUUAUGGAGCUCUAGUCGUGUUUCUGAUGGUUGUGGAUUUUCUGUGGUUCUGUCGCGAGCGAGGUCUCACUGUCACGGCAGCUCUGAGAAACUACUUCACCUGCCUCAACUGGGCCACCAGCCUCAGUGCUCCUAAUGGCAACCAGCCCCAGCGUUGUCAUGGCAACAGGAACCCAUCUCCUCCACAUAGGCACAGGAACCCGCAGAGUCUUCCUUGUCUCCAAGGCAACAGGAUCUGCCAGGCUUCUGACACAGGCUUCAGCAGCAACCAGAAUACAGAGCUUUCUCACCUGGACCCUGAAGUGAGCAGCAAAAGGACAGAGGAUGAUGUGAGGUGGCCAGAGGAGUGAUUACCACCCCUUGCUGCAUUCUAUGUACAGUAUAUAUAAAUGCAGGUACACCGGUAAAAGAAGACGUAUUUUGUGAAAACAAACAUAUAUAUAUAUAUUUCACUUGUAUUUUCAUUUUUACCAGACAAAUUAAAACAGGAGACGAGGUUUAAUCCUGCUUCUUUUUAUAUACAUUAUAUACUUCAGAAUUACAUGCAUUCAAGUGU